AGGAACAAGGUAUUGUGGAAGCGCCACGACUGUCGUAUAUCUAUGUACCAGUAGACGUGCAGAAUGCGUGGAGCUUCAUGAAAAGGCUGGGGGAACUUCCCGAAGAUGAGGAGUUCACCCUCGAUGGAGUGGCACAACUUCACGGGAUUCAAAAUUGGCAUGAGCUGCGGCACCUUCCCGACAGCGUCAGAAGCAUCAGCUUUCAUGAUAACUUUGAUGAAGUCAUCGAGAGAGCGAGGCUGCCAAGCAGUUUGCAGUCCCUCAGAUUUGGUGCAGGCUUCAACCAGAGCUUGGAGCUUGUGAAGUGGCCCAGCCUGAAGAGCUUGACCUUUGGUUCCGCUUUCAAUCUGAGCUUGGAACAUGUGAAUUUACCGGACACUCUGCAGGACUUAACGUUCGGUGCGCAGUUCAACCAGCCUUUGACUGAAGUGAAACUACCUGAUGGCCUUAGGAGUUUGGUGUUGGGCACCCAUUUCAAUCAAAGUUUGCAAGGAGUAACUUGGCCAAGCCAAUUGAGAGCGCUCGUCUUUGGUUUUUCAUUCCAGUCCAGCUUGGAAGGAAUAAUCUUUCCCCGCAGCUUGGAGCUACUGACCUUUGGCCAUGCUUUCGACUGCACUUUGGAGCGAGUUGAGCUGCCAAGCAGCCUCCAAAGCCUUGUGCUGGGUGCUGACUUUGAUAAGAGCCUGGACCAUGUAAAGUUGCCAGAGAACCUCAAGAGUUUGACACUUGGGCGUAGCUUCAACCUGAGUCUGGAGCGAGUGGUUUUGCCUCGUAGCCUCCAGAGUCUGAGCUUUGGUGCCAAGUUCAACCAGAGUUUGGAGCAAGUCGAUCUUCCUGACGGCCUCCAAUGUUUGACCUUAGGAGCUUCUUUCAAUCAGAGUUUCGAUCGAGUGACUUUACCAAGUCAACUCCAACAGCUGGCCUUUGGCAAUAACUUUGACCAGUCUUUGGAGCACGUGACGUUGCCUGGCAGCCUUGGAAGCCUGACGUUGGGCCGUAUCUAUAAACUGAGUCUAGCAGCAGUGAAUCUUCCCAAUAGCCUGAAGACGAUGAUCUUGGGACCCAUCUACAACAAGAGCCUGCAGCGAGUUUGUUGGCCAAGUAACCUCCAGACUUUGACUUUCAGCGAUGAAUUCAACCAACCCUUGGAGGGAGUGAUUCUGCCAGAUAGCUUGAUUUCCUUGACCUUUGGCAAAAGCUUCAAUCAGGCUUUGACCCACUUGACUUUUCCCAGCCUCCAGAAGCUCAUCUUGGGCGAGUCUUUUAAUCAGACUCUGGAAGGGGUGAACUUUCCAGAAGAGCUCGAGUCAUUGACCUUCGGUGGAAGAUUCAAUCGUUUCAACCAGACGUUGGAUCGUGUGACUUGGCCAAGUCACCUCAAGAACCUGAGCUUUGGUUUAGCCUUUAACCAAAGCUUAAACCAUGCGUCCUUGCCUCCAUGCCUUGAAGCCUUGAGCUUUGGUAGCAGUUUCAACCAGAGUCUUCAGCUGGUGACUUUGCCACCAUCUCUGCGGACUUUGACGUUUGGCUUCAAGUUCAACCAGAGAGUGGGGCCUUGGAAUUUGCCGAACCUCGAAGAGUUGCACUUCGGAGAGGACUUCGCCCAGAGCUUGGCGGAUCUUCAGCUUCCCAAGCUCAGGAGCAGUGGCUACAGCAUAAACAAUUGACCCGGAGACGAAGCUUCAAGAUGUGCUCAAUGGCUCUGCAAAACACAUAACUGUACCGUGUAAGACAUACCUCAGCCUUAGUUCAUGUUCUGUCCCCACCUCCAUUGCUACCCACCUCCAUUGCUAUUUGCGUCUCUCGUCUCGAUGGACGAGCAGAGCGUCACACCGGAGCCACAGGACCUUGCGAUUCCACAAGCGUUAUCGAGGCACUGCGCCCUUCGCGACCAGCUUCCCAGCCUUGCAGACCUUGGAACUUCAGGAUCUCACUGUGGACGCAAGAGAGCCAUGCGAGCCGUGCUAGCCAUGCGAGCUGUGAAGAUCAAAAAGAGUCCGGUUCCGGACGUUCGCGGAACCCUCCGUGGUACCUGCAUUGGGCGAAGUCAGCGAGGCCUCCGAUUUGCUGGGGG
Messenger RNA from Durusdinium trenchii, 2074 nucleotides. Lineage: Eukaryota; Dinophyceae; Suessiales; Symbiodiniaceae. The record is from the annotation of a GenBank genome assembly.